UGAUCUCUUAUUAAAUAUUUCGGCCAAAGGCCUUCUUCAGUAAACGAUUAUUAAGACAAUUUACAUAGCGUUUUCUUCUGUCGAUCAUAACGGAAGUAAAUACAAAUAAAUGACGUAACGUUACCCGACGGGAACGUGACGUUACACGCCAAUGGCAAUACUCGGAAGUCGCUGCAUAUUAUGCAAAAUGAUCUGUCAGUUGGUACGAAUGUUAUCGCAGGUUAUUGACAUGGUUGAGGGUUUAUCCGUGCCAGUUCAUUAUUAUCUAUUAGUUUGAUUUCAAGUAUGCCUUGAAUAACUGUUAAGUAGUUGGGCAGUUGCAGAAUACCAAGCCCAGAUGGCGCUCUAUAGGAAUAGAUCUGAAAAUGGACUUUCUUUGUCAAGAAUUUGUUUGAGUACCGUUCUCGUGUUAGUAGUAGUGCUUUCGAUGCUUGCAGAUACAGCGGAGGCAAGUGGUGGCAAGAAUGGAACACAAAACGAACGCUAUCCUUUGGUCGUGUUUGACUUUGAGAGAGUGGAAUUUCCAUUCGUGAUUUGUAUUUGGGUGUUGAUAGCUAGCUUAGCCAAGAUUGCUUUCCACCUCAACAGCAAACUGCCAAAGGUUGUACCAGAGAGCGGCCUGUUGAUUGCACUGGGUCUCGUAGUUGGCUGUGUCCUGCACUUCACCAAGGUCGCCUCUACCUCCGAAUAUGUCCUUGAUGCCAACAUCUUCUUCAUCUACUUACUGCCGCCAAUCAUUUUCGAUGCCGGGUACUUCAUGCCAAUACGCUCAUUCUUUGACAAUAUUGGCUCUGUGCUUCUCAUGGCGGUUGUCAACACGGCGUUCAACACUGUGUGCAUCGGUGGGGCGCUGUGGGCUGUCUCGCUCUGGGGCUGGAUAGGCCGUGACAUCAGUCUUCUACACUGUCUCAUAUUUAGUGCUUUGAUCUCAGCUGUGGACCCCGUUGCAGUGAUCUCAGUAUUCGAGGAUGUCCAUGUCAACCAGAUGCUUUACAUCAUCGUGUUUGGCGAGAGCUUGCUGAAUGAUGGAGUCACUGUGGUUCUAUACCACAUGAUGGAGGGCUUUAUUGAGCUUGGAGAGGAUAACAUUAUUGCAAUUGAUGUGGUAACGGGAAUUGGAUCUUUCUUCAUUAUUGCACUGGGAGGCACCCUUAUUGGCGUUCUGUUUGGAUUUUUCGGCGGCUUUAUCACCAAGUACACGGAUCAUGUGAAAGUCAUCGAGCCUCUGUUUGUGUUUGUGCUAGGUUACUUGAUGUACCUUACCUCCGAAAUGAUGCACCUUUCUGGCAUUCUCGCUUUAUCCUUUGGCGGGAUCGUGCUACGACACUACAUGGAGCACAACCUGUCCAAAAAGACGGCGGUAACCGUAAAAUACUUCAUGAAAAUGCUUGCCAACAUUUCUGAGACGAUCAUCUUCAUGUUCCUUGGCUUGUCAACGAUCGUGGACACCCUGGACUGGAACCUUGCCUUCAUUUUCUUUGCGCUGUUCUUCUGUUUAGUGUUUAGAAUUCUGGGUGUAAUGAUCCUUGCCUGGUGCUUGAAUCAACGGCGCCUCAUAAAGUUGACGUUCGUUGACCAGUUCAUUAUGGCGUUUGGGGGUCUGCGGGGCGGGAUUGCGUUUUGCCUGGCAUUGUCAUUGGACGAGGAACUGGUACCUGAGAAGAGCCUAUUCAUCACUGCCACCAUCUUCAUAGUCUUUUUCACAGUUAUUAUUCAGGGGAUAUCUAUUAAACCAGUUGUCAAUGCUCUCAAGGUGAAAAGGCAACCAGAAAAUAACCUGUCUUUGAACGAGAAAAUACAUGAAACACUGAUUGAUCACCUGAUGGCAGGUAUAGAGGACCUUACGUCAAGAUCAUCACACAACCUGAUGAGAACCAAGUUCCGUCGAUUCAACUCCAAGUACUUACAGCCUAUUCUGUGUAAAGAGCCUGUCAAGCCCAAGGCAACCAAGAUUCUCAAUGUCCACGCUGAGCUCACAGAACAAGAUGCCAUUAAGAAAUCAACCAGCAUAAUCAAGGUUGCUACAGUGAAUGGUUCCAGUACAGACUUGUAUGAGGACCACAAACGGGUGCUGAUUACCAGCCCUGUCUCUCGGCGGGUCAUCUCCAUGGAUCCUGAUGAGACCUUGGUUGCGUUCAAUCAGGCAUUACGGCAAAGGCAUGCAAAUGGGCAGUGGCAGACGGAUCGUAACAACGUUGCUGACUCAGUAGAAAGCGUGGACCGCGUGGUUUACCAACGAAAUCCAGACAGUCCUGAGGAGCAUUCCAACAGUGAAGUCCAGAAAAGCUCAAGAAGAAGCAGUAAAGCCUCAUCUUCGGACAGUGACCUUGGAGUGACCAUCAACUUUCCGUCCAGUAACAAAGACACCUCUAGUAACAACUAUUCCACAAUGCAUCCGACAGAAACUACAGAUGUAUCACCGUGCGACGAUUACAUGAACAGCGUUUUACCAUGGCAAGACAACAUUGACCCCUCCCCCACCCACCUCCAUGACAAGCCAAACAAUGAACCAGUGAUAGCCCACGUUCCCUCAUGGGUGAACAACCUCUCAUAUUCCCAUAUAACCGAGACUGGCUCGCCUUAUGUCUCGCCUCAGGCCACAGUUAUUGCUCAAGCGACAGACUAUCAUAAGACCGUGUACUCAUUAUUCCAGAACCUGGCCAAGGUCACUGGAGAAGGACACGAAACUCGUGACAGCGAGACAACUGAAAGUCAAGUGACAAUUUCCCAAUUACCCUGGGGACAAAGUGUACCGGAAGACUGUCCGCUAGUUUCCCACAUGCCCCUAGAUUCCGGUACUCGGUCUGCAGACUUUCUGCAGUCAGCCCAUAGCGAGCAGGCACCAGAACAUCAUCAUGUCAUCAUUCCCACUCACGAGUAUCUGCAGCUCGACUCAGACAACAACAGCUCCGAAAAACAUGGACACCUGACGGAAGUUGCGUCUGCUCCGGAUUUCACACACUGGAAACCAAUCAGUAAACAGUCAUUCCUUUCAGAGAAAGACCGCAUGCAGUCGGACACCAUGCUAACUGAAAUGGCGUUUGUCGAGGGCAUUAAAAGCCGAGUGUGUGAGUGGCUCAAGCAGGCAGCAGACGAUGAGGAGAAUGAUGCAGACGAGGAAUCAGAUGAAGCAGACGGGCUUCUGUCAGCAGACGAACUUGAGAAGGAAUUGGACAUUGCCAUGAGCUUCGGUCUUAAACAAUGAUGAAAAUUGUACUUAGGCAAUUUGCAAUACACGUAUCAUACAUUUAAUGAUAGUUAGUGAGUUAUUAAAUCUUCAUUUAUGGUUUGUAAGUUGAUGGUUUCUCAUAUUCAAACCACCAGGCAUCAUGAAUUUAAUGACAAUUACUAAAACCUCAUUAUUGGUUUGUAAGUGUAAUCUUUCUCGUCUUUAAGCCCGAGGCAAAAACUGAGCUCAGCAGUUUUUAAAAAGCAAGAUAGAUUGCCAUGAUUUUAUCAUAACAAUAUUGUAUUUUCACUCACUGGGGUGAUACAUUCUUAAACUGUGUUCUGACAAGUGUUCAAUGAAGGUAUUUAGAAAAAGUAUUUAUUGUGGUCUUAAAACCUUAACUGGUAUUUCCAGUGCACUGUUUACUUUUCUUGUGUUUUCACACAUGUCAUGUACCAAGUCACUGAAGCAUGGCCGUUAUCUCUGUUAAUCCUAGUCAGCAUGUAAUAGCCCCAUAGGAAUAAAUGUUAAAGCAAAUGCCUUUUACUGUUGGAAAAUGUUCCUCAUUAGUACUAUCAUCUGUUAUAUCACCUGAAACAUUUCCAUUUGCCGUAAUUACUCCAUUCCAAAGGGGAGCAGAAGUCAAGUGGUAGGGCGCUAGUCUGGGAAUGGGAAGGUCCCUGAUUCAAAUUCUGCUCAGAUCACAAGAUUUUUUAAAGCAAAAGUUAUUCCACAUUUGUUCGUUUCCACCCAAUUGUAUAAAUGAGUUCUUGUGAGGGAUAUGUACCAGUGUGACUUGGCUAAUGGAUGAUACCGACACUUACAUUCACAUAAGAAAAAAAUGUAACUCGCAGUUUGUUCAGGGUUUAUGCUGUUUGCUGCUCAUCAGUAACUAAGGGUUGGAAAUGAAGCCUUUAAAACUUGAAUUUAGUUAGAAUGGUAUUUAAUUGAAUGUAACUUUCUUAAGGACUGCACAUGCAUCAAAAUACAUAUCUAUGUGGGAAAGGGUUAAAUUGCCAGAAUCGACCCUACAUUAAUAUCAUUAUCAGCCUUGAUUUUGUGUGGUUUAGCCCAAAGCCAACAAUGAUUUCUGAUAGAGAAAGGGGGGGGGGAGUAAAGGGCUUAGCUUGAGAAUUCUUUCAAAACAUAUUUCAGGGUCUUUAUCAACAAAGCUUUCUAUCAACAAAUCCUUAAAUUCACAAAAUUCUGUGUUUUUUAUUUUGCCAUUUUUGAAACAAUCUUGUUUUAAAUGGUGAAUAUUUCAUAACUUUAUAGAAUGAAAAACCUUGGCUUUCUUGUAGAAAUUAAGAUCUGAAAUUGUUCCAUAUAUGCUUCUUUUGUAGAUUUCCUUGAGGGGCUUUGCAAAUACCAGCCUUGAAAAUGUCAAUUAUAAGUUGUGUGCUUGAAGUUUGUUAUUGUACACUUACAUAAGUUAAUACAUAUCCUUCAGGUGGUUGACACCAAAUAACAUUAUUGGGAUAGCUUUUCAAAAGCUUCACAAGUUGGCAUGUUUAUUUAAUAAGACACGUUUAUAACUGAAGACACAUUUAUGAUGCAUUUAAGAACUGAUUGUCUACAGUUUUUAAGAUGUAACUAUAAUUGUUCUAAAUCAUAUUUUUAAUAACAGCUCUUGCGAUUGUACUUAGCAAUUGUUAAUACUGAAUAUAUCUAUUGCAUGUAAUAAAUUUAGCAAUUGUUUGUACUGAAUAUAGCAAUUGUUGGUACCUAAUAUAACGAUCAUUAGUACUGAAUAUAGAAAUUGUUUGUAUUUCAGAGUGAUUUCAUAUCAGAAACAUUUCAAUAUUGCCUUAAUGUAUCAUCAGUCACAAAACUGUUUCAGAGUAUGUAAGCUCAUUUUAGCUCUGCUGUUUUUGGAGAAAACCCUAGGUAUUCUCAUAGCCAGCUUGUCGUCCGCCGUCCGCAUUGUGCUAAAACCUUAACAUUUUGUUAAGGUUUUGAACAUUGGCUCUAAAAUCAAAGUGCUUCAACCUACAACUUUGAAACUUCAUAUGUAGCUGCACCUUAAUUAGUUCUACAUGCCACAUCCAUUUUUGGGUCACUAGGUCAAAGGUCAAGAUCCAUGCGACCUCUUAAUUUGUUUUUAUUUAUUUCUGACAAGCUUUCAUUCAUUCAAUACUGCAGCCGAGCAGCAUGGCACCCGUUAUGCGGUGCUCUUGUUUAUUGAAGAUACUAUGUCUGCAAAAUUGGGCCUUAGGUGGGGGGGGGGGGGGCAUUUUACCAUGAUAAAGAUAUUAUUACUGGAAUAAAAAAAGGUGGAUAUCAUCUAUAUAAUUAAACAACUUAAAAAUAUGUGUACCAUUCUCAUAGUAUGCAAUUUUCAAUAAUUUUUUUUGUCUAAACAAGGUCUAAUCAAACUUAGCUAAGGUUCAUUUGGGUCAUUACAGAUUUAAAGUUUUUAUCUACCAAUUGUAAUCCUCAGUUGCACUUAGACCAUCGUAUAAGUAUUAUUUUAUAUACAUAUUAGGUUAAAUAGGUUUUUAGAAGCAAGUUUGGGUAAAUGAAUUUCAUGUGUUUAACAGUGCAUUAAGAAAAAAGGCAAUUUUUAAAUAAAAACAAUGAAAAAAUACUUAAUGACAACGCGCUUCUGAAAAUUUGAAAUUAAAUUGCUGUUUGAAAAAAGUAUGUCUAAUAUAUGCUAUUUCAAAACAUUGCAAUCUUUGUGUAGUAUAAAGUGCUACCAUAAAAUUAUACAGGCAAGUCAAACAUAUGUCAAGGAGAAGAUUUUUUACAAAUCAGGUGAUCAAAUGAGUUAUAGAAGGCUGUCAUGUCAAACUUAUAUGACUCACACUCAAGCCUAUACUAGGUAAAUAAUGUUAAGUGUUAGUUGUGAUAGUUGUUUUGAAGUAUAUUUAACUGUAAUUACUUCCCUGAACUGUGAAUGAGUGCAUACCGGGAAUAUUUAAGUAUAUUUAAAGCACUUGUUAGUGUUUAACAAUUUAUUUAUAUUUAAGAAGCGCUUUAUUGUGCAAUCAGACUAGGCAGAACUCUGCUUGUUGGUUUUGAUUUAUUUGUUGGCAACAGCAUUACAGUUUCUUUAUUUUUGCUCCAGUGUUAGACAUAUAAUAUUGUGACACAGUUUGCUCAAAGAAUUUUGUAUCCGGAACAUUUUAAUGGUGAUAUAUUAUGGAUCACACCAAACAAACCGUUGGUUCCACUCAUGCUCUGUGAAAUCUCCAAAGGACUUGUCAGUUUUCAGAUAAUAAUUUACUAGACUGGAAUCUUGUUAGAGAUUUUUUAAUGUGUCAGUGCUUGUAAAAACAAAAAAGAGUGACAAAAUAGAAUAUGUAUCCAUAGGGGUACAUUAGAUAUUUUGGUCUGUAAUAGAAUUUGAAUAUUAUGUCUAUUGUUAAUGCCUAUUAUUCCUGCAUUUACAAUCAAACUACCUACAAAUCAGGUAUAAGGCAAGAACAACUACCUGAAAUUUUUGUAGA
Molecule: messenger RNA, 6621 nt
Organism: Dreissena polymorpha
Lineage: Eukaryota; Metazoa; Mollusca; Bivalvia; Myida; Dreissenidae
Product: sodium/hydrogen exchanger 3-like
Exons: 14
Coding region: 338-3205 (955 amino acids)
Biological process (GO): proton transmembrane transport; sodium ion transport; regulation of pH
Cellular component (GO): membrane
Molecular function (GO): sodium:proton antiporter activity
Source: RefSeq, a predicted model, not a curated record